UACUGGUCAUUAUGAUGUAAUAAGAUUCCGUUCUAGAAUCCCACCAUGAUGAAUGAGAGUUCACAUUCUCUCUUCACUGAACAAACCUGUUGAGACUCUUGAGAUGAACCAACAAACUGAGAAAAAGUUCUCAUAUCAAGAAAAAAUCAAGAUGAGUGACCAAGGCAAAUCUUCACACAAGUCAAGCUCAGUGUUCAAUGAGCUCCGUCUGGAUGGAGACUUUUGCGAUGCAGUCAUCAAAGUCGAGGAUGUGGAGUUUCAAAUCCACAAGGUCAUCCUCUGUAAAUGCAGCCCGUACUUCCGAGCUCUCUUCAGACGCUGGUCAACCCCUGACAAAAAGGUAUUUGACAUACCCGGCCUGUCUCCUGACAUAAUGCAGCUCAUCAUUGAGUUUGCAUACACCGGCUCUGUUUCUGUGACGAAGGACAAUGUACAGGAGCUGCUGCUGGCAGCCGAUCAGCUCAAUGUAAUGGACAUUGUACAAACUUGCUGCGAGUUCCUGGGGGAGCAGCUCUGCCCGGAGAACUGCAUCGGCAUCUGGCAGUUCACCAACAUCUGCUUCUCCUCCGAACUGCAGCGCAAGGCAUACCGCUAUAUCAUUGAUCACUUUGAGGAGGUUGUGUCCUGUGAAGAGUUCCUGCAGCUCUCUGUGCAGGAACUCACUGACAUCCUUGACAGAGACGACUUGAAUGUGAGAAAGGAGAGUACUGUGUAUGAGGCAAUCCUUUACUGGAUCGCCCAUGUACCUGAAGAACGAAAAGGACACAUCACUGUACUCUUGUCUAAGGUCCGGCUGGCCUUGACGAGUGCCGAGUACAUCAGGAUCAAUGUGAUGUCCAAUGAGCUGGUGGAGAACAACGCUGAGUGCUGGCCCAUGUUCAAAGAUGCCAUACAAACCAUAUGUGACAUGAUUACAAACAAACCCUCUGUGUCUGGUCUCUAUAACCCUCUCGCCCGUCCUCGCCUGCCUAAUGCCAUCCUGUUGGCUAUUGGAGGAUGGAGCGGUGGCGAUCCAACUAACGGCAUUGAGGCCUAUGAUGUCCGUGCUGACCGUUGGAUAAAUGUGACGAACACUCUGGAGCGCCCUCGUGCCUAUCACGGCACUGCCUUCCUCAAUGGGUAUGUCUACUGUGUUGGUGGCUUUGACAGGGUGGAGCAUUUCAACAGCGUGCGCCGGCUUGACUUGAGCACACACACCUGGCAUGAGGCGGCACCAAUGUACUGCCGCCGCUGCUAUGUAAGUGUUACUGUGCUGAACGGAUGCAUCUAUGCUCUGGGAGGUUAUGACGGGCACACACGACUCAGCACUGCAGAGCGCUACAGGCCCGAGACUAACCAGUGGAGUCUCAUUGCACCCAUGCACGAGCAGAGGAGUGAUGCCAGCUGCACAACACUCCACAACAAGGUUUACAUUUGUGGUGGUUUCAACGGGAACGAGUGCCUGCAAACAUGUGAAUAUUACAGCCCAGAGACCAACCAGUGGACAAUGAUCACCCCCAUGAACAGCAGGCGCAGUGGAAUUGGCGUCAUUGCAUAUGCAGAACAUGUCUAUGCAGUUGGUGGCUUUGAUGGCAACGCCCGUCUGCGCAGCACUGAGUCCUACAACCCCCGGACCAACACCUGGCACACAGUGUCCUCCAUGUUGACUCCACGCAGCAACUUCGGCAUUGAAGUCAUCGAUGAUCAGCUGUUUGUUGUCGGGGGCUUCAACGGCUUCACCACUUCCUAUAACGUUGAGUACUACGACGCAACUACUGAUGAGUGGUCUGAGGCCUGUGACAUGGAGAUUUUCCGCAGUGCCCUGAGCUGCUGUGUGGUGUCCGGGAUCCCCAACAUGGCCAAGUACGCUGUCCCUCGUGAUUCCCUGGAGGAUGAGUCUGUGGAGUCAGGAGACUCUGUCUAACACUCCUGAACUGUUUUCAGCACAGUCCUGCCCUGUGCCACCAUCCACCCUGGCAAGACUUUAAAAUGAAAUAAAUUUCCUUCUGCAUCAAA
Molecule: messenger RNA, 1995 nt
Organism: Siniperca chuatsi (mandarin fish)
Lineage: Eukaryota; Metazoa; Chordata; Actinopteri; Centrarchiformes; Sinipercidae
Product: kelch-like protein 10
Exons: 5
Coding region: 53-1903 (616 amino acids)
Molecular function (GO): protein binding
Source: RefSeq, a predicted model, not a curated record